GCGGAAAGAGCAGACCGGCGGAGAAGUUUUCUCCGCCGCUCAAUACGACAACGCGUGCGCUUUUCUUCCAGGGAAGUCAGUAGUCGUUCUAAUGGUACUUUCAUACGAGGGUGUCGCUUAAGGGUGAGAAUGUACUUUUCGGUGUUAUUGUUGUUUGCUUCGUGCUUGAGAAUAAAUAAGGCAAUGCGUAUCAUUGCCAUCUAUUCUUUAUAUUGAAUGAAAGGUAACAUGAAUGUCGGCAUUGAAAAUUGUUAGGUGUUAAUUAAUCGAGAAGGAGCAAAGGAUAAACGAGAUGUAACGAUUGUAAUUUCAUAAAUAUAUCAAACAUACGAUCAUGUUUCACUAAACACGUAAUAAAUAUUGAAAUAAAUAAAUUGCAUUUACUUGACAAAAUAACUUACUUCGUUAACUUCGUUAAUUGUUUAUCUUGGACAAAUUACAAAAUCUAAUUUAUCGAACGGAAGAUAAAUGGCUCGAGCAAUUUUUCAUUUCGUUUCAACGAUAGGACGGAAAUUAGUUGAUCAUAGAAUUAAUUGUAAUUAUUUCAGGCUGUUGCUCCAAUUAUUCUAUUUAGAGAUUAAUUGAUUACCUAUAUUUCUAUGUUAACGACAGAUGCGAAAUUUUGACUUGACAAUGAAUAAUUCGGGUUGUGCGACUUGUACACUCGAACCACCGCCUGAUAUUCUUCAUAUACCGCCGCCGCCGUUUCCAGCAAUUCUCCAACAAAGCUCCGACUUUUAUCCGCAAACGGACUUGUUAUCGUUUCCGCCUCACCUCAAUGACAGCCCUUGCAAACAUUUCUGCGACCGUCGCUCCGAAGGAGUUCAAUACAUAGAAAUGCCGCAACAAGGGACAGUAUUUGACGACACGUGGUUGCUGGUUCUACUAUCCUCCUGCGCCGGUGUAAUUUUCAUAGGCAUCGUACUAGCGAUAUUACUCUUAAAAUGCAAAUUCAACAGAAAUGGUAAGAGCGGCGUGAUUUCCAUACCAAACGCGACAUCUAGCAUACAAGCGAAGAACGGGAGGAUUCAAAACGAGGCUGUUCUCUAUCCCUGUGCAGCUGACACUAUGCAAGAUAGCCGUGUGAUGUGGGCCACCCUCACACCACGAGGUACCACCAGACACUAUCUGGAGGAGCAUACUUACGAAACAAUUGGCGGUGGACAAUUCCACAAGCGUGCCUGUUCAACUACGCCAACUGAACAUACUUACGCAGAUCCGCCGGUCACCACUCCAAUUCAGAAUCGCUUGAAGGACGACAAAGCCUUUGAUAACACUGCAUUUGUAGAUUACGAAGAGCCAUCGUUAAUAAAAACUGAUUAUUACCAGCUCAAUGAUGUUCUGGAAGGAACAUCACGUCCACGUGUCAGUUCGCCAACACGAAUCGAACAUCCAAAUUUACCACCCCUUAAUCUCCACCCUCAUAAACGUUCUUCUCGAAAAGGAUCUGGUACACCACAAGCUUCGGAUACAUUAUUAAGAAGUAGCAUCACAUCAUCUACAUAUAUCCCUACUAUA
This is a messenger RNA of Heterotrigona itama, 1518 nucleotides long. Lineage: Eukaryota; Metazoa; Arthropoda; Insecta; Hymenoptera; Apidae. The record is from the annotation of a GenBank genome assembly.